Drosophila eugracilis is the source of this 2166-nucleotide messenger RNA. It is a transcript of the gene HDAC1, whose product is annotated as histone deacetylase HDAC1. The transcript is spliced from 4 exons. The record is from RefSeq and is a predicted model, not a curated record. Lineage: Eukaryota; Metazoa; Arthropoda; Insecta; Diptera; Drosophilidae. Bases 204 to 1775 code for a protein of 523 amino acids. Gene Ontology annotation, molecular function: histone deacetylase activity.
UUCAUCUGGCCACACUGUUGGUACCAACUUUUAUUUUGUGCGCGUAUUUUCCUGUUCUUGGCUAAAACUUGGGCAGAAGUGUCAGCGGUGUCGAUUUAUAAUCUCCUCAUUAUUCGGGUCCUUCCCGGUCAGAAAGGAAUCGGUUCUAAGAACCGACCAGCAUUAGUUUAAAGGAAAUUUAAAGCCGCCGUCAGCGCCGCAAAAUGCAGUCGCAUAGCAAAAAACGCGUUUGCUAUUACUACGAUAGUGACAUUGGCAAUUACUACUAUGGCCAGGGUCAUCCCAUGAAGCCCCACCGCAUACGCAUGACCCACAACCUCCUGCUCAACUAUGGGCUCUACCGAAAAAUGGAGAUUUACCGCCCUCAUAAAGCCACUGCCGAUGAGAUGACCAAGUUCCACUCGGACGAGUACGUCCGGUUCCUGCGAUCCAUUCGGCCAGACAACAUGUCGGAGUACAACAAGCAGAUGCAGCGUUUCAAUGUAGGCGAAGAUUGUCCAGUCUUCGAUGGACUGUACGAGUUUUGCCAACUCUCCGCCGGAGGAUCCGUAGCAGCAGCCGUCAAGCUGAACAAACAGGCCUCGGAAAUUUGCAUCAACUGGGGCGGUGGCCUGCAUCAUGCCAAGAAAUCAGAGGCAUCCGGCUUCUGCUACGUCAAUGAUAUUGUACUGGGAAUUUUGGAGCUCCUGAAGUACCACCAGCGUGUUCUCUACAUAGAUAUAGAUGUCCAUCAUGGCGAUGGCGUUGAGGAGGCGUUCUAUACCACCGAUCGUGUAAUGACCGUGAGCUUCCACAAGUACGGAGAGUAUUUCCCCGGCACUGGCGACCUUCGAGAUAUUGGUGCCGGUAAGGGAAAAUAUUAUGCGGUGAACAUACCCCUGCGUGAUGGCAUGGAUGAUGAUGCGUAUGAAAGUAUCUUUGUGCCCAUUAUCAGCAAGGUGAUGGAAACAUUCCAGCCGGCAGCAGUGGUCCUGCAAUGUGGCGCCGAUUCCCUAACUGGCGAUCGAUUGGGAUGCUUCAAUCUCACGGUCAAGGGCCAUGGCAAGUGCGUAGAGUUCGUGAAGAAGUAUAAUCUGCCGUUCUUGAUGGUCGGCGGUGGAGGUUAUACCAUUCGUAACGUAUCCCGCUGCUGGACUUAUGAGACUUCCGUAGCACUGGCCGUGGAAAUUGCCAACGAACUGCCGUACAACGAUUACUUCGAGUACUUUGGUCCUGAUUUCAAACUGCACAUCAGUCCCAGUAAUAUGACAAAUCAGAAUACCUCCGAGUACCUGGAAAAGAUCAAGAACCGUCUGUUCGAGAAUCUGCGCAUGCUACCUCAUGCUCCAGGCGUUCAAAUCCAGGCGAUACCCGAAGAUGCCAUCAACGAUGAGUCUGAUGAUGAGGAUAAGGUCGACAAGGACGAUCGCUUGCCCCAGAGCGACAAGGACAAGCGCAUUGUGCCAGAGAACGAGUACUCGGAUUCAGAGGAUGAAGGCGAGGGCGGUCGCAGAGAUAACAGGACGUACAAGGGCCAAAGGAAGCGUCCGCGUCUGGAUAAGGACACCAACAGCAACAAGGCUUCCUCGGAGACGUCCAGCGAGAUCAAGGAUGAAAAGGAAAAGGGCGAUGGAGCUGAUGGUGAGGAAUCCACGGCGUCCAAUACCAACAGCACCAGCAACAACAACAGUAACAACAAGAGCGAUAAUGACGCCGGAGCGACAGCUAAUGCCGGAUCCGGUUCAGGAUCUGGUUCCGGUGCCGGUUCCAAGGGCGCCAAGGAGAACAACAUAUGACGUGGCGGCCGCAAUUGGUUAUAGAAACCAAUUAAGCGACCGCCGAAGUACAAGCCGCCGGAUUUUACCUAGCGUCGUCUCAUCCUGCCGCCCGAGCACGGCCUCUGAGCUAUGUGCCACGGUUUUCACAAUCCCCCGCCCCUCCAUCAGUCCCCCUGAUCGAUCGGCCCCUAUAUGUAGUGUUUAAGCUAAACGGGGGGAUAAAUCAGUAAUCAAAGGGCGGGAUUUAAACUCAUCGUAAGCGUAAGCUAAAAUACAAUUUAUUGUAAGGCCAUCUGCGCAGAUCGUUAAGCUAAGUUAAAAGAAAAGUAAACGCCUAUGACUAAGCGAUCUAAAGUGGCAAAAUAUGCAGAAUUUUAAUUUAAUCAAAUAAAUAUUUAUAAAUACGAAA